UCAGAAAUUAAAGCUGCUUUUGAACUAUUUGACAAGGAUGGAAGUGGCUUUAUAGAUUCUGCUGAACUUAAAGCAGUUCUCCAUUCACUGAAGCAGAACCCUACUGACGCAGAUGUGCAGGCGAUGAUUGACGAACUGGACACAAACAAAAAUGGACAAAUAGAUUAUGCAGAAUUCGAGAAAUACAUGGCUGGUAAAUUCAAAGACCCAAACGAGGUCGAAGAUGAAAUGCAAGCGGCAUUCAAAGUUUUUGAUAAAGACGGGAGUGGAAAGAUUGACGCGGAAGAAUUGAAAACUGCCAUGAUGAAUUUAGGAGAAAGAAUGUCAGACAAGGAUGUGAAUGAAAUGAUUGCAGCGGCGGAUCUAGAUUCUGACGGGAAGGUAGACUAUAAAGAAUUCGUUAAAAUUAUGAUGAAAUAGAACAUUCCUACCAAAAGUAUACAGAGGCAGCUAAGAAACAAGGAAAGAUCCGUUCAUUACAAACAAUGGGUAUUUUAUGAUUUAUUGAACAAUGGGUAAAAUAUGUUGUGGUUCUAUAUACUUUAAAAGAAAGUUUGAUCCAACAAAAUAAUAAAAAAUGUUGUUUACAAUGUAAUUCAUGACUACAUAAAUACAGAAACCGUUUCAGUAUGUAUACUACGCACUUUAUAAACAUAGCAAUCUUUGCAAUACUUCAUGC
Saccostrea echinata is the source of this 679-nucleotide messenger RNA. RefSeq lists its product as uncharacterized. The record is from RefSeq and is a predicted model, not a curated record. Gene Ontology annotation, molecular function: calcium ion binding; enzyme regulator activity. Lineage: Eukaryota; Metazoa; Mollusca; Bivalvia; Ostreida; Ostreidae. The transcript is spliced from 3 exons. The annotation marks the transcript as partial.